CUCGGCGAAGACUCGGAUUACGACAAGCUGAGUGAUAUGGUCAAAUACCUCGACCUGGAGCUGCACUUCGGGACGCAGAAGCCUACAAUUUCUCUUCCAGAGCCAACUCUCAUGCCUGAAAACUUUAAAAAGAAAGACGUGGUUGAAAUUUUGUCCCACAAAAAGGCCUACAACACAUCCAUCCUGAUAGCCCACCUCAAGCUCUCGCACAUCGAGCUGCGCCAGAUCCUCAUGACGAUGGAGACGGAUCGCCUGGAGCCUUCCCACAUCAAGCAGCUCCUGCUGUACGCCCCGGACGGGGAGGAAGUCCAGCGCUUCCAGAGCUACAAGGAGAACCCCGGCAAGCUGAGCGAGCCCGACCAGUUCGUGCUGCAGAUGCUGUCAGUACCCGAAUACAAGAUCCGGCUGCGCAGCCUGUUUUUGCAGGAGAAGACAGAGGAGAUCAAGGCUAGCUACGAGUGCAUCUGCAAGGCCUCUCUAGAGCUGAAAAGCAGCAAGAAGCUGGCUAAGAUCUUGGAGUUUGUGCUGGCGAUGGGGAACUAUCUGAACAACGGGCAGCCGAAGACCAGCAAAACAACAGGCUUUAAAAUCAACUUUCUCACCGAGCUGAACACAACCAAGACAGUUGAUGGGAAAUCCACCUUCCUGCACAUUCUUGCCAAAUCACUCAGCCAACAUUUCCCAGAGCUCCUGGGCUUUGCCAAGGAUCUUCCUACAGUGCCGCUUGCUGCCAAAGUGAAUCAGAGGACACUAACGGCCGACCUGAAGGACCUGCACACCACCGUCAGUGACAUACAGAUGGCCUGUCACAGCAUGCCAGCCACCGCAGAGGACAGAUUUGCAAUUGUGAUGACUUCCUUUCUGGAGAGCGCCCAGCCUGCCAUGCGCUCCCUGGACGACCUGCAGCACAAGGCCAUGGAAGAAUUCAGCAAGGUGUUGUCCUUCUUUGGGGAAGACUCGAAAAUGACAACUUCUGAAGCUUUCUUCGGCAUUUUUGCAGAAUUCAUGAGCAAGUUUGAGCGGGCACUCAGUGACGUGCAGGUCGGCGAGAGCCAGCGCAGCCCCCGGGUGACCUCCCCCCUCGCCUGGUGA
Apaloderma vittatum (bar-tailed trogon) is the source of this 1092-nucleotide messenger RNA. RefSeq names its product delphilin-like. Lineage: Eukaryota; Metazoa; Chordata; Aves; Trogoniformes; Trogonidae. The record is from RefSeq and is a predicted model, not a curated record.